This is a messenger RNA of Etheostoma cragini (Arkansas darter), 2713 nucleotides long. RefSeq names its product PDZ and LIM domain 5b (gene pdlim5b). The record is from RefSeq and is a predicted model, not a curated record. Gene Ontology annotation, molecular function: muscle alpha-actinin binding; actin binding. The transcript has 14 exons. Bases 97 to 2067 code for a protein of 656 amino acids. Lineage: Eukaryota; Metazoa; Chordata; Actinopteri; Perciformes; Percidae. Gene Ontology annotation, biological process: heart development; actin cytoskeleton organization; muscle structure development. Gene Ontology annotation, cellular component: stress fiber; filamentous actin; adherens junction.
ACACACACACACACACACACACACACACACACACACACACACACACACACACACACUGGGAACCCUCCCACCGGCAGCCAGAUAGGGCUGGCUUAUAUGCGGAAGUUUCAGUUCCGCUCAGUCCAGUUAACUUUGAAACCGAGAACGGACGGACUAAAGUCACGCUUCUCUCUCUGCGCAUCAGACCGGCUUCACAAGGCAACGUUAAUCAUGAGCAGCAGCUACAGCGUCUCCCUGGCUGGCCCUGCCCCCUGGGGCUUCAGACUGCAGGGGGGGAAGGACUUCUGUCUGCCCCUCACCAUCUCACGGCUGACCGAUGAUGGCAAGGCAGCCAAAGCCAAGAUGAAUAUUGGAGACAUCAUUCUGUCCAUUAAUGGCAUUUCCACAGACAACAUGAAUCACCUAGAGGCACAGAACAAGAUUAAGGCCUGCACAGGCAAUCUCAGCCUCACUCUACGAAGACCCUCCAGUGCCCCUAAAGAUGGCUUGCCUAAGGAUGAACCACAAGAAAUCAUUAAGCCUGUCCCAAUCACUCACUCUGCCCCAAGCACCACAUACACCAAGCCAUCAAGUCAGCCCAGUCCUGCAUACAACAAGACAGCCCGGCCUUUUGGCGGGGGCAGCAGUGUGGUCACAGCUUCUUCCCCGGCUGCCCCCUCCAUUCCCUCACAAUCAUCCGCUUUUAAGCCAGCUGCCCCUUCUCAACCAGCACAGCCUCCAUUUCUGCUGAAGUCAACCGUCCCUGCCCCAGACACAGCUCCAGCCAACUCACUUCCCAGGCCCAGCCCUGGUCGCUCCACCUUCCCCUCCCCGUCUGCCUCUUCCUCCUCAUCUAACUCAUCCUCUCCAGCCAGAGUGACAGCCCCCUCCUCCAAUCCAAAUGUCCCACAGCCCUCUGUCUAUAACACACCUAUCAACCUCUACUCCAAUACCAAUGCUUGUGAAGUGGUCAUGGGACAGAGACGAGGUCUUGUGGAGAGCCAGGGGCUGCCGGAGCACUUCAAUGGAACACCUCCAGCUAGACCUAGGAGGAAACCUAAUGUGGAGCCCGAGGGUCAUGCUUCCCCACUGAGUGACGCCAGCAAGAAGCGUCUGAUCGAGGACACAGAGGACUGGCACCCACGCACCGGCACCUCCCAGUCCCGCUCCUUCCGUAUGCUAGCUCAGCUCACCGGGACAGAAAAUGAGCAAGCUCAAGAGAACAGUGGAAAGAAUGAGGCAGUUGACAAAACCACUCCUGCUGUUCACACCAUGCCUGCAGCAAAAACAUUUUCCAAAUCUGCAGCAUCCCCCAGGAAUGGCAAUGUCAUCCCUGCUUCCACGUUCAAGAGCCCAGCAGCCCAGAAGAAAGCUUCCUUCCAGCCUGGAGGCCCACCAGGUUUUCCUAAGGGUGGAGCAGCCCCUUCAUUUGGUAAAGUUACCAACCCUGCACCCAAAGGUCCAGAUCGCCCCACCCCACAGCCACAUCCACAGGACCUCAACUCUCUGGUGCAGCGGGCAGAGCACAUCCCAGCCGGGACACGCACCCCAAUGUGCAACAAGUGCAACACUGUCAUCAGGGGCCCAUUCCUCGUGGCCAUGGGCAUGUCAUGGCACCCCGAGGAAUUUAACUGUGCUCACUGCCACUCCUCCCUGGCAGAGCAUGCAUUUGUGGAGGAGAAGGGCCAGGUGUACUGCGAACGUUGCUACGAGCAGUUCUUUGCUCCCACUUGUGCCUGCUGCCACCAGAAGAUUAUGGGGGAAGUCAUGAAUGCCCUGAAACAGACCUGGCAUGUGUCCUGUUUCAUCUGUGUCGCCUGCAAACAGCCAAUCAGGGGCAACACCUUUCACAUGGAGGAUGGACAGCCAUACUGUGAAAAAGACUUCUACAAACUGUUUGGGUCCAACUGCCACGGCUGUGACUACCCCAUCGAGGCAGGGGACAAGUUCCUGGAAGCUCUAGGAUUCACCUGGCAUGACACCUGCUUUGUGUGUGUGGUCUGCUCAACUAGUCUGGAAGGUCAGGCGUUCUUCUCCAAAAAAGACAAGCCUUUGUGCAAGAAACAUGCCCACACUGUUAACAUCUGACCUACCCCGCAUGAAUAUGAUUAGGGUUAGGGCUACGGUGUCAGUUUACAUCAAUUUAUAUUUCAUUUUCAUAACUAUUUUAAUAACUAACAUUGGAUCAGAGGAUCCACUAUAAGCUUUAUUUUUGCUCUUAUACUGUUAUCUCAUGUCAGUUAUUUGUGCUGAAGGUGUGUUGAGCUCUUGAUGGGCAUUGUUUCACACAGAAUAGGAUAGUUUACUGCAAUGACCUACUGAGCCCCUCGGGGGUCACAUAUUAAAAAAAGCUAUUGAUGUGGAAAGGUGUGCUAUUAGUAAAGCGAGUGAAAGGUUUAGAAAUUAUAAUUAUUUAACAUUAAGAGGAAAAAUUAUUUAUUUGUGAGCGAGGAUUACUCAGUCAACAUGUGUUCUAGCAACAAAAAGAUUUCUGGCUUUUAUAAUAAAAAUGGGAAAUUUUAAUAUUAUAUAGUUAUUUUUUAUUGUUUUAAAGUAAUGUGGUGUGUAACUAUACAGCAGUGUGUAAAAUAGACACUGUACAGCUCAAGUUUCAUUGUUAAUGCAUCAAAAUGAUAUGCAAGGCUAACGUCUGGUUAUUUCAAAGACAACUCCAUAAUAGAUCAUGAGUAGUGUUGUUUCUGUAUAUUUUGUUGUGCCUAUAGUUUGAGGGGUA